AUGUUUUAUUUCCACUGUCCUCCGCAAUUAGAGGGUACUGCACCCUUCGGGAACCACUCCACUGGAGAUUUUGACGAUGGCUUUUUACGGAGGAAACAACGUAGAAAUAGGACAACUUUCACUCUUCAGCAGCUGGAAGCUCUUGAGGCAGUUUUUGCUCAAACACACUAUCCAGAUGUCUUCACUAGAGAAGAGCUAGCCAUGAAAAUAAACCUCACAGAAGCCAGAGUGCAGGUUUGGUUCCAAAACCGACGAGCCAAAUGGAGGAAGACUGAAAGAGGGGCUUCUGACCAGGAAGGGUCUAAAGAACAAAUGACAGAAGUGACUCCACCAGUAAGGAGCAUAAAUUCCCCUUCGCCCGUUGACCAAACCAGAAACAAAAAAGACAGCUUGGAGGUGCAGCAGAGCCUAGGCAGAACGGUGGGUCCAGCUGGCCCUUUCUUCCCCUCGUGCUUACCUGGAACUCUUCUAAACACAGCUACCUAUGCCCAAGCUUUAUCUCAUGUUGCAUCUUUGAAAGGGGGUCCUCUGUGUUCUUGCUGUGUUCCAGAUCCCAUGGGGCUGUCCUUCCUCCCCCCCUACGGCUGCCAGAGCAACCGCACUGCCAGCGUGGCCGCCCUCCGCAUGAAAGCGCGGGAGCAUUCGGAGGCCGUGCUGCAGUCUGCCAACCUCCUGCCCGCCGCCACCAGCAGCAGCAGCAGCAGCAGCAGCAGCCCCACCCCGGCGGCCAAGCCCGUCCCGGACGCCAACCUGGACAAGAUGCCCCCCACCACCAAGGAACAGACGGACGGGGAAAAGAGCGUAUGA
Ornithorhynchus anatinus (platypus) is the source of this 807-nucleotide messenger RNA. It is a transcript of the gene DRGX, whose product is annotated as dorsal root ganglia homeobox. Bases 1 to 807 code for a protein of 268 amino acids. NCBI's taxonomy places the organism in Eukaryota, Metazoa, Chordata, Mammalia, Monotremata, Ornithorhynchidae. The transcript is spliced from 6 exons. Gene Ontology annotation, molecular function: DNA-binding transcription factor activity, RNA polymerase II-specific; RNA polymerase II transcription regulatory region sequence-specific DNA binding. The record is from RefSeq and is a predicted model, not a curated record. Gene Ontology annotation, biological process: regulation of transcription by RNA polymerase II.